Messenger RNA from Octopus sinensis (East Asian common octopus), 2252 nucleotides. RefSeq names its product collagen alpha-1(XII) chain. The record is from RefSeq and is a predicted model, not a curated record. The transcript is spliced from 9 exons. The coding region runs from base 1 to 2100 and encodes 699 amino acids. NCBI's taxonomy places the organism in Eukaryota, Metazoa, Mollusca, Cephalopoda, Octopoda, Octopodidae.
AUGAUAAGUGACUAUCAAUGGUGUGAGAGGGAAGGUUGUAGAUAUGCAGAGGUUCCAAAGGAACAGAUGGAUGAGCUUAUGGAGAGAUGUGAAAAUGAAGACUUGGAAGCAAUCGCUGACACUGAUUAUUAUUGUGGUGGGAAGCCUGCGGACAUCGUUUUCUUGUUGGAUGCUUCGGCAAGUAUCUGGGGCCCUGAUUUCAAGAAACAAACAAAAUUUGUCGAAGAUGUCGUCUCGAUGUUCCAGAUAAGUCCUGACAUGACGCAAGUCGGCGUUCUGACUUAUUCGCACGACGUUAAUCUAGAAUUUCCGCUGAAUAGACACAAAACGAAACAGGGUUUAGUGCGAGCGAUACAGCGAAUUCCACACAGGCCUGGUUUCGCUACGAACACAGCUCUUGGCAUUAAAUACAUGCGGAACAACAUGUUUACAAAGAAACAAGGAGCUCGCGAAAAUGUUGUUCGGGUCGCCAUUGUUAUGACAGAUGGCAAGUCAAGUAAUAUUUUGUUAACAUUGUGGCAGGCCAGCAGGGCGCGGCGUUCGGCUCAUAUUAAUAUAUUUUCGAUAGGAAUCGGUGAUGGGAUUCACAAACGAGAGUUACAAGGAAUCGCAGGCAAUAGACACCAUGCUUUUACGGUCGACAAUUACGCCGCGCUGGGUUCGAUCCGAGAGAUCCUUGCAAUUGAAACAUGUAGAGCCACGGACCCACCGACGAGAUCAACAAGACGCGCAACAGUUCCAGUCACCACAACUUGGACUACUACAACCCCCCCACCAUCAACCCAUCCGACUACUACAACGUCCACCACGAUGCGAGCGACAACAUCUACCACAGCUCGGCCGACGACAACAAUCACUACGACCACUACAACCGAACGGCCAACAUCUACAACGACGCCAACAACGCGGAUGGUUGAUAGAGUUUUAAAAAUUUGUUCUGGAAAAGUCCUUGACGUUGUGAUUGCUGCCGAUGCAUCGGAUAGAAUAUUCGAAGAGGAAUUUUACUCGCAAAUGGAUUUUUUGAAACGAUUAAUUAGAAUGCUUGACAUUUCGAACGCGACGACCCGCGUCGGGUUUUUAACGUUCGGGAAACGCCUUAAAACCGGUUUUGACCUCACAGAAUUUAACGACGCGGACAAAAUUAUUAAUAAAAUUGCCGGAGCAAAGCAAUUAAAAGGAAGAGGUGGGGUCGAUGAUGCUAUCAAAUAUAUGCGAACAAGAGGGUUCCGGAGGUCCCUUCUCCGGCGGAAGGUGAGCUCCCCUCAUAUUGGGUUAAUCGUUAGCGGAACGAAGAAUAAGAAUCUCGAACAGAUUGAAAAGGAGGCGAAGUUCGCUGCGAAAGCCGGGAUAGCGUUGUUCGGGGUUGGUGUGUCCCCACAAGUAUCAAGCGUCCAACUUGAGAAUAUCGUCGCGAGUCAGAAACCCGGGAAUCGCUAUUUCCUCGCGAAUUCAUAUAAUAACAUCGACAACAUCUUACACGAGUUAGCGAUACAAAUUUGUGAAGCUGAGCCGAACCUGGUUCCAGUUUCCGACGCAGGUUGUGGAUCGCGACAACCCGCUGAUGUGCUCUUCGCACAUGAUUCCUCGAAAGCUGGGGCUGCGAAGACAAGGCUUACCUUUAACUUUAUCAAAUCAAUCGUCGGUGAAUUCGACGUUGACCCCAAUCAUAUCCAAGUCGGUUUGCUAUCAAACAACUGCCCACGAUCAACUGGGUUUUCUUUCGGCGCUCAUAAAAACAAAUUCGAUGUCUUAAACAGCUUGAACGCGCUAGAAAGCUCCAGCAUGGCGCAGUUAAUCCACAAGCUUAGACGCCACGGGUUCCAAUCUUCAAAUGGUAAACGCACGAUGGCGAAAAAAAUCGGGAUUAUUAUCGUUGACAGCAGCUCGGAAAAGCCUUUAACAGCUUUAGAAGAAGCAGAGAUUGCAAGAUCACAAGGGAUUGAAAUAUUCAUAAUUGCCAUCGGAGAAAGUUUUUCUAAGAAAGAGAUAAAACUAUUAUGUAGUUCUCCAGCAACAGAGCAUUUAUUCACGGUUAGAAACUAUGAAGAACUAGAAAGUAUAAGGGCGAAGGUCCUCGAAAAGAUUUGCGAUGAACUUUAAGAUGUUCCAGAACUUUAAAUUCUUCAUAAAAUAAGAAAAGAAAAGACGAAUGGACUACAAGAAGACAACAAAAGAAAAUUAAACAAUGCUGAAAAUGAAAAAGCAUACAUGCACACACACACACACACACACACACACACACACACAUGCAC